Molecule: messenger RNA, 996 nt
Organism: Dreissena polymorpha
Lineage: Eukaryota; Metazoa; Mollusca; Bivalvia; Myida; Dreissenidae
Exons: 3
Coding region: 319-861 (180 amino acids)
Source: RefSeq, a predicted model, not a curated record
AAAGACAAAACAAGUCUAUAAAAAUGUGUGUUCAUUUACAUCUGAUUAAGACAAAGCAAGUCUAUAAAAUGUGUGGUGAAUGAUUUCUCUGAGAAAAAGGGGUUAAAUGCAUUAAGUGCGCAGUAGAGGGCGUUGUGUUUCUGACAAACACAUCUCUUGUUUAAAGAUGUUAAUGUAAGCAAUAUUACAAUUUGCAACAGUGAAAAUAUUUUAUACUGAUUGUUGAAAGUCGUGUAACUGACAUGUUUAUAAAAUUGACUGGUUUUAUUUUUUUUGUUUUUUUGUGUGACAAAUAUCAAUGGGCAGAAUAAUGUGUGGAUGGCACAGAUAGAAAAAAUGUCAUUAUUGGAAGAAUGUGAACAAUUACCAGAUGAAACUCGAAACAAGCCUAAAGCGGCUGCCGUAUUAUCAGACGAAGAGAUUCAAAAACUCUACACAGACAACAUUCUGGGUGCAACAACGCCAAAAUCACUUCUAAAUACCAUUUGGUUGAACAACUCCCUGCAUUUCGGCCUACGAGGAACCCACGAGCAGUACAAUUUAAGAUGGGGUGAUGUCAAACUGAAGACAGAUGCUUCAGGAAAUGAAUUUCUGGAAUUCAAUGAACGACAGACUCAGACCCGCACUGGCGCAAAUGCAUCAGAUGCCAGAAAAAUUCAUCCGAAGAUGUUUGCCUCACCAGAGUUAGGAAAUAGGGACCCUAUUUACAUUUACAAACAGUAUAGUGAUAAAAGGCCACCCGGCUUCAGCACUGAUGAUAGCCCAUUCUACCUGGCAACAAGAACCGUGCCCUUAACUGACAUUUUUGAUCAGUGGUUCCUACGGCAGAAACUUGGUGAAAAAAAAUUGCCAAGAUGUUGAAAACUAUGGCAAUCGAGGCCGGUUUUGACAAAACCAAAAAUAUCAGUAACCAUUCCGCUAGAAAACACCUUGUUCAAAAAUUAAGGGAUUCCAAUAUCGCACCCACUGAAAUCAUGCAAAUUACAGGACACAAAA